UGUGAAAACAAAUUUGUAAUGUUCAAUUUUGCCGCCACGUUAGCGGAUUCCCGCUGUAAUUGCCUUACUUAAAUUAACGAAUAUUGUGAAUUCGUCUUUAUAAUAGUUCAAUGGAGUGCGAUGGAACGGUUCUUGAUCAAACGACAUCCUAUGAGAAAAGGAAAUCAUCGUUGGAACACAUCAGUUAGGUUAAUGAACUAUUCGAACCAAGAGAACACAUAAAGUUUUUACUUUAUCAGAAGCUGCUACGACGAUACAAGAAACAACAUGGCGUCAAGGAACGCUCCGCAGGGGUCGCUAGAACGUCUACGCCUGGUUACCGGCACGCGAUUGGUCCACGUUUGGCGCUUUAAAGAUUGGAAGGGGUUUUCUUGGCUGGCAGGUAGUCAUCGUGGAGGGAGGCUUGAUAAAAGGUGGAGGGAGAAGUAAGGGAAAGAAAGAAUAGAAAGAAGAGGGUGCCAGGUAAAUCGCUUGCAGGUGAUACGAGACUUACAACGCUGAAGACUACGCAACCCUCUUCGUGAGUGUAUGUGAGAAGAACGGAUAUAGUCGAAUUGUUAGGCUAAUAGGCUAACUUAUUCCUUUUUUGAGUGAUCAAAAAAUACCAUUGAUCAACGGUACUGCCUGAUAUUCUGGUGAUCUUGUGCUUUGCGACUGGUGUUUGUUUACAGUUUUUUGUGCUGACCGGAUAUAAAAGCAACCGUAAAGAUGAAAUUGAAACAACAAGGUUUAGUAGCGGACUUGAUGCCGAAUAUUCGCAUUAUGCAAUUCGGUGGACAUUUUAUGUUCAAUUAUAUCGAUAGUUCUACCAAGUUAAUGCAUAAAAUAUAUUGCUGCGUUCAUUUAUUUCUGCUCCUUCUCCAAUUCGCUUUUGCUGGAAUAAAUCUCGCCCUUGAGAGUGGCGACGUCGACGAUCUCACGGCUAAUACAAUUACGAUGCUUUUCUUUACACAUUCUGUAGUCAAAAUAGUAUACUUCGCGGUCAGGAGCAAAUUAUUUUAUAGAGUACUAGCUAUCUGGAACAAUCCAAAUAGUCAUCCACUAUUUGCCGAAAGCAAUGCUAGAUAUCAUGCGAUAGCAUUGAAAAAAAUGAGAACUUUGCUCUUCGCUGUUGGAGCAACAACGGUUCUUUCAGUUCUCGCUUGGACUGGUAUCACGUUCGUCGGUGAUUCUGUAAAAAAAGUCACCGACCCUGAAACGAACGAGACCAGUAUAGUGGAGAUUCCUAGAUUGAUGCUUCGCUCUUGGUAUCCUUACGAUCCUAGCCACGGCAUGCCACACAUCAUGACUCUGAUUUAUCAAUUCUAUUGGUUAAUGUUCGCUAUGAUGAAUUCGAAUUCUCUCGACGUUCUUUUCUGUUCAUGGCUCUUGUUUGCCUGUGAGCAAAUUCAGCAUCUCAAGCAAAUCAUGAAACCUCUGAUGGAACUCAGUGCAACUCUCGACACAGUUGUACCAAAUAGUAGUGAAUUGUUCAAGGCUGGCAGUGCUGAGCAUUUAAGAGACACACAAGGUGCUCAGCCACUCCCGCAACCUCCACCAGGGGGCGAAAGUAUGCUGGAUCUUGACCUCCGUGGUAUAUACAGCAAUCGACAAGACUUUACGGCGACCUUCCGACCAACAGCAGGAAUGACAUUCAACGGUGGCGUAGGACCGAAUGGCUUGACCAAGAAACAAGAAAUGCUCGUUAGGAGUGCUAUCAAGUAUUGGGUGGAAAGACACAAACACGUCGUUAGAUUGGUAACCGCGGUUGGAGAUGCUUACGGUAUAGCUCUACUACUUCACAUGUUGACAACGACUAUCACAUUGACGCUUCUCGCCUAUCAGGCUACAAAGGUAAAUUCUGUUAGCGUCUAUUCAGCUACGGUCAUCGGUUAUUUCUUGUAUACUCUCGGCCAGGUCUUUUUAUUCUGCAUAUUCGGUAACCGUUUGAUAGAGGAGAGUUCAUCAGUCAUGGAAGCCGCUUAUUCGUGUCAUUGGUACGAUGGCUCUGAAGAGGCAAAAACUUUCGUCCAAAUCGUUUGUCAACAAUGCCAAAAAGCAAUGUCCAUCUCCGGAGCAAAGUUUUUCACCGUCUCUUUGGAUCUUUUCGCUUCCGUAUUGGGAGCUGUCGUGACUUACUUCAUGGUGUUGGUACAGCUCAACUGAACGAUCGAUUAUCAUAUUGUACGAAUAUAUUUUAGGACCUCGUAUAAAUCUUUCUUUUUUCUGGUCGUAUUUGGCAUACCGUCAGUUCCUCGAUUAUUCAUCAAGGAAUAUAUCAAAAUUCAAAUUUGUCAUUGUGAUCGAAACGCGACCAAAGUAAGAAUUCUUCUAACGAGGAGAUAAUUUUCAAAUAAUGACGGAUGAUAACAUUAUAUUUAAUAGGAAUAAUACUCUAUGUGCGGAAUUAAGUUUACGUAAGAGAAAUAUUAAGGAAAACGGGGAAAAAUAUUACGCUAAAAUCGCCGGAAAUACGUGUCAGUUCGUUGGACGAUACGAGACACGGAAGUUUCUUUCAAAAUAUUUUUUUUCUCGUCAUGUUAGGUUAUCGAAGGAAUCCUUUUAAUGUACUUUUCUACGUCGUCAAGAGAAAUCGUUUUAAUCGACUAUGAAUAUCAGACAAUAGUAUCUCAUCGAUAAAAGUGAAAUUCUGUGAUUUGUUUACAUGCUUAAAAAUCUUUUUAAGAGAAAGAACAAAGAUGCAAGAUGAAUUUCUUGUAUCGAAAUAUAUAUAACGAACGAUCGAUCAACUUGCAUCUUUGUUCUAUUCACACGAUGUCGAUGUACGAUAGUGUAUAGAUAGGAAGAUAAAUGGAUUUUACGUAUACGUAAAAUAAAUAAUAUCGGACGUGAUACGUCGAGAUAAUAAUUUAUAAUAAUACAGUACAAUAACAAUUAUUCUCAUUCGAUUGAACUAUCUUUCGAUUAAAAAAGUCUAUCGAAUUACUUGGAUGUUUUAACGUUAAUUUGAAUAUUUCUCUUUUCAUUAUAUAACGUCUCUAUAAUUAGUUUCACUAUAUUUGCACGAUAAAUAUUAAUUCGUGUGGCGUUCGUAAAAUUUCGUCGUUCCUUGUGAAAUAAAUUUCGUUGGUUUCAUAAAUGUGAGAGAACGAGAGAGAGAGAGAGAGAGAGAGAGAGAGAGAGAGAGAGAGAGAGAGAGAGAGAGAAAGAGAGAAACAUACAAAAUCGAGGAGUUCAUUGUCUUAUAGAUAUAUUUAUUUAAUCGAAUAUUAUUAAUUAUUAUCGUUACUAAUAUAUUCAGUGAUAAGAGUUAAAGAAUUCGUCUCGUUUUGUUUCUAAAAUUAUAGGGAAAAAAAAAAAAAAAAAAAAAAAAAAAAAAAAAAAAAAAAAAAAAAAAACUUACGUCAUAUACACGUACAAUUACAAAUAGCGAGGCAUAAAUUAAUAUACAAUAUAUCGAUAGACAUAUUCGUAAAUAGUUAAUGAACGUUCAGUAUUACAGAAUCGUCAUUGAUGUGUGAAAGUGUAAUUAUAUUUAUCUAAUAAAAAUUUUGCCAAAGGAUACUUCUGAAUUUAAAAAAAAAAAAGAAAAAAAAAGGAAAAAAGAAGAAAAGAAAAAGAAAACAAAAGAAAAAUUUUCUAUCAUAUUAUUUCUAUCGUUGUGUCAUUGAGUAAAAGGAACUGAUCAGAGGUGGUGUCGAGUAAGAAAUUGGCGCGAAUGUCGGUACACGCAUGCGCAGAAUAAGAGUGACUCGGGCGAAGGGUAGUUUCGAUCGUUCUCUGGUGGUCGUCCUCGUCGUCGACGUCUCGCUGAAUGGGUUUCCCUCGUGCGUGCUCUUCUCCCGUGAUGCUGCUGCCUGCACUUGGUCCAGCUCAUCUUCGUUCGGUCCACUCGUGACAGGAACGAUUAACCGUUCGUCGAAUUCCCUGUCGUUUGUAAUUCGUGUUUCGUUAAUCGAAUCUUCGUAUUUUUUGUGAUAAAAGAAAAGUGAAAAAGAGAUCCCUGGGCAGAUCUAUUAAAAGAAAAAAAAAAGAAAAAAAGAGGAAGAAAACCGAAAGAAAAAGAAGAAACGAGAAAGCUCGCAGAAUGACGCCGCAGCCUAUUUCGAAAGGACUCGCCUCGAAAGAGAAAAUUCAACGAGGAAAGGAAGACGUCGUCGUUCUUAGGGAAAUCGUUGAAGAAUAUUUUGGGAUGGUAUAUUUUAACGACGACGAGCAAUAAACGGGACGUUUUUGACGGAGGUAUUUGUUAAUUCGCAUGAUCAAGAGAAAAAGAGGAAGAGAGAAAAAAAAAGAUAA
Vespula pensylvanica (western yellowjacket) is the source of this 4239-nucleotide messenger RNA. RefSeq names its product odorant receptor coreceptor (gene Orco). The transcript has 11 exons. NCBI's taxonomy places the organism in Eukaryota, Metazoa, Arthropoda, Insecta, Hymenoptera, Vespidae. The record is from RefSeq and is a predicted model, not a curated record. Gene Ontology annotation, cellular component: plasma membrane. Gene Ontology annotation, molecular function: olfactory receptor activity; odorant binding. Gene Ontology annotation, biological process: detection of chemical stimulus involved in sensory perception of smell; sensory perception of smell. The coding region runs from base 709 to 2145 and encodes 478 amino acids.